Dendronephthya gigantea is the source of this 3923-nucleotide messenger RNA. RefSeq names its product adenosine receptor A2a-like. The coding region runs from base 744 to 1865 and encodes 373 amino acids. The record is from RefSeq and is a predicted model, not a curated record. Gene Ontology annotation, molecular function: G protein-coupled receptor activity. NCBI's taxonomy places the organism in Eukaryota, Metazoa, Cnidaria, Anthozoa, Malacalcyonacea, Nephtheidae. Gene Ontology annotation, cellular component: membrane. Gene Ontology annotation, biological process: G protein-coupled receptor signaling pathway. The transcript has a single exon.
UAAAUUUAAGCCUUGCAUGUCAUGUUCUUAAAGUGCACAUAAGUUGGCGUGUUUGGAUAAGGCUUAAGGUUUAGUCUUUAUCGUAUUCGAAGUAUGUUGUUUACGAGUUGGCACCAGAUAUAAAUACCUCGCGUGUCCAUUGUUGCGGUGUACGAUAAGGGGAAGACAGGAAUGAGUUAUCAAUGUGUGAAGUGUUGCCAAAUGACUUUAUAGGUCGUUUCGGGAGACUAUAAUAUAUAUUUGCUAGUGAUCAGCAUUUAAGCAUCAACAACAACGUCACUUGUCGUAUAGCUCAUGCGACCUAUCAAUUGACACAGACUCGAAAUAUUGAGCUUCUGUUAACGUGACAUUACACGAAGACCGAGGCAUAGCACUCGUUUCCCAUUCUAGUCCGUGCGUCGGAAUAGUGCGAGUUUAACGGCAACGUUGAGGAGGAUUUAAUGCAGAUUGCAUAUAUUAUCGCGUAUAUUUUGGACGCGCUAAAUACUUUCACUGAGCAAGCAUUAUUGCCGACAGCGGGUGGUGAACAUCGUUUCAUUUUGUCAUAACAACUUCGGAAAGGCUUAGGCUUCAACUAAACAAUGUCAAACAUCUGCUUCAAGUUGACUCUUCAACUCUGGUGAAGUGGAAUCAUUGUCUACGGAGUGUUUUUCAGUCGUCUUCGAACCUUAAACCGUUCAAAGAGACGCGCUAAGGCGAAUUGAAGAAGAACAGAUAUAGAUUAAUUAUACAUUGUGUAAAUUAUGGCAGCCCAGAAUGGAAACAACAGCGAAUAUGAUAACACUUCAAAUGCAUUUUAUAACAGUUCAAAAGAAGAACGAAUUAUACAAGCGAGUCUAAUGGUUGCCCUCGCUAUAGCAAGUCUGGCUGGCAAUGGCAUUGUCGCGUUUAUUGUUAUUCUACAACAGAGACUGCGAUCAUUGUCAAAUAUUUUGUUGGCGAAUCUCGCUUGUAUUGAUUUGCUCAAAAGCGGUGUUCUCAUUCCUUUACUAACUGCAACGAUCGUAACGCAUCCAUCUGACUCCCCACUUAAAGGGCAAGUAGCUUGUUUAAUACUUUUGUCGUUUAGUGCUUUCGCAAGCACGGUGACGGUAUUAGCCUACGUUACAAUAUGUUUGGAUCGUUACAUCGCAAUUGUUCAUCCUGUCGCUUACAAGCAAAGCUGGAAAAGCAAGACAAGUAUUCGAAGCUUAUUUGUACUUUCCCCAUGGCUAAUCGCAGCGAUUGUGGUGUUUCCGAUAUACAUCGGGUCUCACAUCGACGUGAACAUUGGAGAGGAGACAUGUACGCGUUAUAGAGCUGAAUUUCUAGCGAACACAACAACCACUGCUGUUUCUCUUACCAUAUUUAUUGUCUCGCUGUUUGCUCUUAUUGUUUUAUACGCUUUGCUCUUUAAUAGCGUACGGGAACUAGCGAAGCGCAGGAUACAAUUUGUCAGUGCAGAAAAUUCACAUCGAGUCGAAGAGAGGGUGAGAAAGCUUGAAAUACACACGGCAAAGACAACUGCGAUUACCGUCGCUGCUUAUGUCUUCCUAUGGAUCCUAUACAUGGUCGUGACAUUACUUCGCUCUCAGAACUACAGAUCAUUUUGGCUUGAUUUCCUAAGCUUGUUUUUUCAAUAUACAAGUGGCGUGAUCAAUCCAUUUCUGUACUUUGCAAGGAUUAAGGAGCUAAGGGAAGGUGCAAAGAGAAUCAUCAGACCGCGAGAUUGGCGCUACGCAAGAUCGACCUCUAUGACCGAACGCUCAAGACGGAUUUCAUCUGGUGUGAAUUUGCGUAGCCCGAUUGCUGCGCAUAGAUACGAUGAAGGAUCUGUAGCUGGCUCCGGAGUGCACUCGGGGGAAGAUGGACUCGCGAAUGUUUAAGAGACACUGCAUGUAAUUGCCCUGGGAAUUAUUAAGAAACUAUGCGGAAGAACUACGGGAGUAGACCUAAUAAUACUGGAGAUUACCGUCUGCCUACUUUGUAAUGAGACGUCAGAUUACUACAGAAUUUACGAACUCCCAAGUAACGUCUGACAAAAGAGUCUAUGAAGUUUCUUCAUGCGAUAUUUUAUUUAUUUCUUUGAUACAGGAGAAUCACGCAAAAAUUUGGACUUAUUUACAUCUUUGAAACGUAGCUUUGACCGUAUGGAGAGCCGGUAAAAGGAGAUCGGACCCUAUUAAUUUUAAUACUACGAAAGUGAGAGCUAGUGUAGAAGAAUACUCCCAAAAACCAGCACUCAGGAAAAAAGAAGUGAGAAAAACAGCAUUACUGCUAUUCUAGUCCGCCGGGAUACUGCAAGUGAAAGAGAAAGUUGUUUUCCUAUGAAGGUGGGAAUAUUGUGACUGCAAGGGAAAUUCCUAUAUCAGAUUAAAGUCUAACGGCAGUGACGAGAGUGAGAUUAAUGCAUGCAUGACAGUAGAAUAUACGGUGGCCCGAGCAAAAAUAUUAUUAUGUUUACACGCAGAUGAUACAUGACUCAACUGAUUGACAGCACGAUUAUUCAAUAGCUCAGAACAUAUCUGAAGAAUUUUGUAAUCCCACUUAUAUAUUAUCACCUGAAACUCAUACACUUACAUAGUGAGGCAUGCCUUAUAUAUAUAUAUUUAUAUAUGAAGUGGGAUUUGAAAAUGCUCGUAACUAAAAAUCUCGCACCAAAACAUAUGCCUUUACUGGGCUAAAAGCCAAAAUAUGGUUUUGUUCCAAAAGGAACAUCAUUCGUCAAUUUAUUGUUUUUGGAAUUAUUGAUAAGUUGAUUCUGGGAGUUCUGCCAUGCAUUUAACAUAACGAAAUGUGUUUUGGUAGCAGAUGUUCCAUGGCUGAUGCAUGUUUAUGUCUCGUAGUAACAAAUCCCUCAUAUAUUAGAUAAACUACAUAUACUUGAAAUUCAUUAAAUUUUGCCAAAGCCUUCCGAUAAAGAUUGCAUAGGUAAGUGGGUUGAACGUAGGGUACUGGGAUUACUUUAAAAGUGCGUUUUCAUAAAACACACGACGAUUUGAAGCGAUGCCCAAAAAUGGGAGCGUAACUCUAUCGUUUCAGAUCUUUGAGACACAAGCUUACUUUUAAUUUGUUUUGGUAAUUAUUAUCACCACAAAACAAGCCAAUGUCAUUCUUAGUUUCCCACACCGGACCCCCAAGUAGAAUACAUGAGAGAGUCAGCAGAAAUUUCCCUCUCUCGGCCUGUGAUAUACGAGUAGGAUUGUUUAAAACGCUGGCUUUUAGAUUCAUGAAACUGAAAUAAGUCUAGAUGCAUGUUUGAGGUUUUAAUUAUCGGAAGAAAGAGGUCAGAAUAUUUUACUCUAAUUUUUGCUAUGUCACGUUCACAAGUCACCUCAUCAGCAUUUUUUUUAUACUUGACGAUUUAAGUUUUUAUGAAUAGUAUUAUGCUUUUCGUUUUGUGCAAAAGAUGGAAAACAAUUGUGCAGAAAAGCGUGUUUGGCCGACCAUAUAUGUGAUGGUAAAACCUCUAAAAGAAUCAUCUUUCAGUUUGGCUGAGUGUCCUUGCGAUAUAUUAGUGAAGAUUCGUUCUUUCAUACAGUCAAUAUGACUACCUUUCUAGAAGACGUUUGUAUAUUGCACUGUCAUGGGCAUAAAAACAAUAAAAUUAAACUAGUUAGAUAAAUAUUAGUCUUGUACACCGUACAAGACAACCUUAUAGGCUAUAGCGUAUGCCUUAUUGAGCCAGGAUUAAUUUCAAUAAGGAAUACUGAAUAAGUGUAUGACUUGCCACUUCAAAGAUUUGAACACACUUAAACUAUUUAUUAUUAAUGUAAUAAUAAUUUGAAAGAUAGAGAAGAAAUAUUCUCUGAACCAGUCAAUUUGUAAGUUAUAUGUGUAGAAAAAGGAAUCUUAUAGAUUCUAUGAUUGUAAAUAAAUUACUACAGCAUGAAUACAAACCUCCUGUAUAUGUGUAUAUAUGGUUGGAAAAUGUUAAACAAUUA